Messenger RNA from Rubroshorea leprosula, 651 nucleotides. NCBI's taxonomy places the organism in Eukaryota, Viridiplantae, Streptophyta, Magnoliopsida, Malvales, Dipterocarpaceae. The record is from the annotation of a GenBank genome assembly.
AUCCUAACAAUUUAGCGUAGAUGCAGAGCAACGAGCCAAGGAAAUCAAGAAGCUUCAUGAAGAAGUUUGUGAAAAGCUACAAUGUCAAACCAUUAGGUAUAAGGCUCAUCAUGACAAGCACUGAAAGAAGAGCAGAUGGUCCUUUUCAGAUAAUGGAGAAGAUCAAUGCUAAUAACUACGAGAUCAAACUUCUAGCUCUUGCUCCAAUUUGCUCCAAUAACCAAGCUCCCUUCAUCGUAGCAGUAGCGGAACAAGGGUGGGGGGCAAGCUUUUGGACCCUGACUGUUUCGGGAAGGGAUCGUUGGAAGAUCACCACAUUCAAACAUCAUGUCCCAGUUGGGCAAUCUUCGAGGGCCUUCCCGCUCACAAUCACCAGCCUGAAAUUUGCUGACUUACGUGCCGUUACCGGUUCCACCAUGUCUUUGGUGACUCCAGUCUCCCUCCACGGCCUUAGAUCCUCGUGGAUCCAGGGGAAGUAUGAUGGACACAUAUGAUACGGGAUAAAUUGUCAGGAUCGGUAACGUUGUGUGUGGUGGUGGGGUACUUUGAUAUUAGACAUGUAAUUUUUGUUUGACUUUCGCAAGUCAGGGGAUUCGAGAGGGUUUGUUGUUGAACCGAAAAACCUGAGUAGAAUAUAGAAUGUAAAAUAGA